AUGGCUCCCACAGCAAAGGUCGCAAAGCCUACGAAGAAGGAUAGUAAACCCAAGCAGAAACCUCUCAUAACUUCUAAGGAGCAAGACUCCGUACCUUCCUCAUCUAAACCUGCAAAAUCGCUAAAGAGGAAGAAGAGUGAAAAUCUGGUUGAAGAUAAUGAUGUAGUUGCGUUGAAAGCUGGCAAAAAGACGAAGAAACUUAAGGCGCCUACUCCGGAACCCGAGCCGUCUGCGGAGGAGGAGGAACAGGAUGUUGCAGCUGAAGAUUCUGGAGAAGACGAUACUCAUCUGCACGGCUUUUCGACGGACGACGACAACUCUUCAGACGAAGAAGACAUAGCGGAGGACGAACCCUCCGCAUUUGACGUUGCUAAGCUACCUACCAUCGCGAAAGACGACGCUACUGUCAAACGCAAGCUAGAGAAAGCUAAAAAAAAUCCGGCGGGGGAUCGAGGCGUUCUCUUUUUGGGCCGUCUGCCUCAUGGUUUUUACGAGGAACAAAUGAAGGCGUAUUUCUCUCAAUUCGGGAAUGUGACGCGACUUCGCGUCUCGCGAAACAAAAAAACAGGAAGGUCGAAACAUUACGGUUUCCUCGAAUUCGAUUCCUCCUCCGUCGCCCAAAUCGUCGCUGACACGAUGGAUAACUAUCUUAUAAUGGGGCACAUUCUCCGGUGUAAAGUAGUACCAAAAGACGAAGUUCACCCUGAGCUCUGGGUAGGCGCGAAUCGGAAAUGGAGAGGGGUACCAACAGAACAAGUGGCUCGAGGAGCUCACAACAAGCCACGCACGGAGGAGGAACAACGUAGGGCUGCGAGGCGACUUCUGAAGCGACAAAAGGAGCGGAAACGCAAGUUGGCAGAGGCAGGUAUCAAAUAUAAUUUGGAGGCCGUCGGCUAUAAAAAAGUUGAGAAUAUAAAGGCCUAA
This is a messenger RNA of Laccaria bicolor S238N-H82, 924 nucleotides long. RefSeq lists its product as uncharacterized. Lineage: Eukaryota; Fungi; Basidiomycota; Agaricomycetes; Agaricales; Hydnangiaceae. Gene Ontology annotation, biological process: maturation of LSU-rRNA from tricistronic rRNA transcript (SSU-rRNA, 5.8S rRNA, LSU-rRNA). The record is from RefSeq and is a predicted model, not a curated record. Gene Ontology annotation, cellular component: nucleolus. The transcript has 5 exons. Bases 1 to 924 code for a protein of 307 amino acids. Gene Ontology annotation, molecular function: RNA binding.